This is a messenger RNA of Huiozyma naganishii CBS 8797, 234 nucleotides long. It is a transcript of the gene SMX2, whose product is annotated as mRNA splicing protein SMX2. Lineage: Eukaryota; Fungi; Ascomycota; Saccharomycetes; Saccharomycetales; Saccharomycetaceae. The transcript has a single exon. The coding region runs from base 1 to 234 and encodes 77 amino acids. Gene Ontology annotation, cellular component: U4 snRNP; spliceosomal tri-snRNP complex; SMN-Sm protein complex. The record is from RefSeq and is a predicted model, not a curated record. Gene Ontology annotation, biological process: mRNA splicing, via spliceosome; spliceosomal snRNP assembly. Gene Ontology annotation, molecular function: RNA binding.
AUGGUGUCGACUCCAGAAUUGAAAAGGUAUAUGGAUAAAAAAGUAGUGCUCCAGAUCAACGGAUCGAGGAAAGUGGCCGGUACGAUGCGCGGUUUCGAUCUCUUCUUGAACGUCGUCCUCGAUGAUGCCGUCGAACUGCUUCAAGAGGAGGGGAAAACUUCGCCUCUUGGGUCACCCACUGUCAUCAGAGGUAACUCGAUCGUGUCUAUCGAGUCUUUAGAGACGGUGGUAUAG